GACCCCAGGACUUAUAUGAGUGACCUUGCUGGUCUCUGUACACAGAGGCCCGUGUACUCGUGAACCCUCGACCACGUUGGAACCUUGUUCACCUCUCCCUGCCUCUGGAGCACAGACAGAUCGAGUCACACCCGAGACCGAGACCGCCGAACGAGCAUUUUGAACACGACCAUGACGGAUCCUCACCUUCAUCUUGUCCGAUCUGAAGAUGAUGGGCAUGGGCCAUACCUCUCUCCCAGAGGAGGCCGAGCGUUGGCCGUCAGUGUUAUUUUCACCACGCUAGCAACAUGUUCUGUUGCCGCUCGUAUCUACACGCGGACCAAGUUGAUGCAUCGCAUGGAGCCGAAUGAUUGGAUGAUCUUGCUUUCCUUGGCCUUGUCGUUUGUAUUUAUGGGGCUAUUCAUCGUGGAAGCCAUGAAUGGAAUGGGGAUGCAUGAGUCACACAUUCCACCGUCAGUUCUUUUGAAUCAGAUGAAGGCGUUCUGGCUUACCAUUCCCUUCUACAAUGCCGCCUUGCUGAUUGCAAAAGCGUCGAUUCUGAUGCAGUAUUUCCGUGUGUUCCCAACCCGGCGCAUGCGUCGCAUCUCCUGGGUCAUGAUCGCCAUUCUUGCUACCUACGGAUCCUGGGCAGUUCUCAGUGCCUUCCUCAACUGUAUCCCCGUGGCUAAAUUCUGGAACCCGAGUCUGUCGGGAUACUGUCUGAGUAUGGAAGGGCUGUGGUUCUCGAACGCGUCCAUGCACAUCGCGACCGAUAUCGUGAUUCUACUCAUUCCUAUCCCGGCCUUGUCGGGGCUUGAAUUGCCACGCAAACAGAAAUUGGCCUUGAUGUCGAUUUUCGCUCUUGGGGGAUUUGUCUGCGUAACCAGUGUCUGCCGUCUUGUUGCCCUGAAGAAGAUUGCCGACUCGACAGACCCUACCUACGACAACGUCGGUGCUGCGGCCUGGUCUGCAAUUGAAUGCAACACGGGGAUCAUUUGUGCCUGUCUCCCCACCCUGCGGCCUCUCAUUUCGCGACUGCUCCCACAUCUGCUGUCGACUCUCAGUGGAGGAGGCCGUGUUUAUGGCUACGGACCUGCCCCAUCUUCACAAGGGCAGCCUCCCACCUUUUGGAAUGGCACGGGCACGGUGACGACUACGAUCACCACGCAUACGCAUAUGGACGAUCUCGAGUUCGCGCAUUGCUCUGGCGACGCGGACAGGUAUCUGACCCUGGUCCCGGGACAUGAGCUUGGUGGUAAGGGGAAGAUUAUGGUGCGCGAAACCCACAACAGCUCGGCGGGAUUCCGUGAUUCUCUGAUGCGGACGGAGGGAUCGCCCUCGUCAUCAUCGUGAUAUCACCGGAUGAGUCUUCUCCGGUAUUCUGGGAUUUAGUCCCUUGUCCGUUCAUUCGUUCAGCGUUCGUUUCCUUUCUGUCUAUACCUAUCCAUCUCUCGAUGUAUCUACCAGUUCUUGCUUUGUCUAGACAAUCUAUAUAUAGUCUCCUUGCAGCCCGUGCCCUUCUUCAAAAAAGCCG
Messenger RNA from Aspergillus sclerotioniger CBS 115572, 1513 nucleotides. RefSeq lists its product as uncharacterized. The record is from RefSeq and is a predicted model, not a curated record. The transcript is spliced from 5 exons. Lineage: Eukaryota; Fungi; Ascomycota; Eurotiomycetes; Eurotiales; Aspergillaceae. Bases 172 to 1332 code for a protein of 386 amino acids.